Messenger RNA from Aricia agestis (brown argus), 685 nucleotides. RefSeq names its product 28 kDa heat- and acid-stable phosphoprotein-like. Gene Ontology annotation, molecular function: RNA binding. The coding region runs from base 137 to 652 and encodes 171 amino acids. Gene Ontology annotation, cellular component: cytosol. The record is from RefSeq and is a predicted model, not a curated record. Lineage: Eukaryota; Metazoa; Arthropoda; Insecta; Lepidoptera; Lycaenidae. The transcript has 6 exons.
UCGUUUUCCGCAUUUCUGACGUCAAUGCUAAAUUCGUUGAAUUUUGCUUUUUGUAGUUAAAUAUAUUACAAAUUGUUAUAAUUUAUUAAUAUUUUACUGUUAUAUAAAAUCCCUCAAGAGCUUAUCUUAUAUAAAAAUGCCACGUGGAAAGUAUACUAACCACAAGGGUCGCAAUCGCAAGUUCACUAGUCCCGAGGAACUUGAAGAACAACGCAAGCAAGAGGAGCUCAAGCAAAAGUGGAGAAAGGAACAUGGUGAUGAGACAUCCAGUGAUGAGUCAGAUGAAGAUAAAUCUGGCUCCGGAAGUGAAGAAAGUGAUUCAGAUGAUGAUCACCCCACAAAAGCAAAAGGAGUUUCUGGUCUCAUUGAAGUAGAAAAUCCAAACCGUGUUGUGAAGAAAAACAAGAAAUUGUCAAAUCUGAAUACCAUCGGUGAAGCUGAAAAACCUCAACUAUCCAGGCGUGAACGUGAAGAAAUUGAGCGCCAGCGAGCUGCAGCGGCUUAUCAGAAGGCGCACGCUGAGGGCAAGACUGACCAGGCGAGGGCAGAUCUGGCUCGGCUAGCCAUCAUCCGCCAGCAAAGAGAAGAGGCAGCUAAGCGACGAGAAGCAGAGAAGAAAGCGAAAGAGGAGUCCACAACCAAAAAGAGGUAGAGCAAUUGAUAUUAUGACCAAGAGGAUAUUUCU